AUGCAGACACAAAGAAACAGGAGAGGAUAUAUACAACACUUCAUAAACUGCAAGCAUCUGUGGCUGAAUGAGCUGAAGAAGCUCGCUCAUGACUUGAAGAACCCGUAUCUCCUAAAAGAAAACGUCCCUGAAUACCCCCGACCCGAGUUUCACGUGUCUCACCUGAAACACGACACAGAGCGAGGGGCUUUAUGUUGGAUCAGGACAGACGGCGGCUUCAAGGAUCCUCACAGAGGCUUCAGGGAUCCACACAAAUGGUCCCUGGUGUGGUGGAGUCUGGCUGUGGGGCCCGAGGAGAUCAAGGCGGCCGAGACGAGGCUCCUGGAGAAGACCUACCCAAACCAGACGAAGGAACAGGCUGUGAAGCAGCAGAGCUUCCUGUGGAGAUUUGCCACCUCUCCGGCCUUCAGUGAGAAGUCCAGGUAUGGAUCGUACCGCUUCACCUUCCCCCUGCAGGACGUGCUGAGCGCCUACAGCCAGCAGUUUUGCUUUGGAGCUCCGCCCAUCAUGAGAGUGUUCAGGACCUGCCUGUUCAAAAAGAAAGUGCAGUACUCUGUGUUGGUCCACAGCCCAGCCAAUCGCGAGCUCUUCUCAGAGUUUCCAUUACUUCCUGGUAAUGACCCGAACGCUGUCUGCGCGUACAGAGACGGACGCUUCAUCUGGAGGUCGGAGGCCAUGUGUGAGACACACAGGUACUGA
Pundamilia nyererei is the source of this 699-nucleotide messenger RNA. RefSeq lists its product as uncharacterized. The coding region runs from base 1 to 699 and encodes 232 amino acids. The transcript has 3 exons. Lineage: Eukaryota; Metazoa; Chordata; Actinopteri; Cichliformes; Cichlidae. The record is from RefSeq and is a predicted model, not a curated record.